Messenger RNA from Porites lobata, 8056 nucleotides. NCBI's taxonomy places the organism in Eukaryota, Metazoa, Cnidaria, Anthozoa, Scleractinia, Poritidae. The record is from the annotation of a GenBank genome assembly.
AUGGGCGACCAUUUUUCCUUCGAUCUGGCGGUUUCGAUUCAUACUGUUAACAUAACAUUUAGUACCGUUGUUAGUUUGCAUUUGGGCACUUUUUGUGGUUUUGUAUAGCUUUAAAAAAGAAACAGCCGUGCCUAAUUUUCUGUCCUUUUACAAAGAUCCUCAGUUGCGAUGGCCUGGUGAAGUUUCGUUGAAGUGCGGUUCGCCUCAGUUAAACCUCAGCAAAAGACAAUUCGCCCAGACUAUCAGAAUUAGACCCAAUUUUUAGCGGUAAGUGUUUGAAUAUUGUUCAUUGUCUGUUUGCCGUUGAGAAAGGAUAAGUCCAGUGUAGUCUGAACUUUUAUGGCAGCCAGUUGAGUGCCAAAAAGGACAUUAUUUCGCCCCAAGUCUCUAGUCACAUUCACACAAACUUUAGUAUUAAUGUGGCUAAAGACUAAAAUCACACAAAAAUAGAAUUUCAUCUUUCAAAGUCCAAAGAUAGUUCUUUUGCCAACGAGGUUUCAUUUGAAGGGUAAUGUGCCGAUCAAUUUGAAACUUAUCAUCCCCCGCCUCUGGAGGCACCAACCCCCCCCCCGAGAUUUGUAUUUCUUCAGACAGGUCUUUUGAAUUUUCUGUCCAGUGUUCUACCAUGGUCCUGGAUUUGAUUGUCAAAUACCCCUCACUUAAAUAAUUGCUGUUUGGUAAAUGUUGUGACUUCCUCUUAGUUUUCACAGGAGCCAUAAGGGUUUGUGAGGGUUUGCUUGGUUGUGAGUAAAAACUACCUCCUUAAUCACAUCACUUUUUGAUACACGUUGUUGGUCAUUUAACAUUAUUUUCAGUUUUUUCACUUUUCAUUGGCAAGUUAUUCUAACCGUAAAUAACAACUACGGCAACUUCUCCUAAAGCCAAGUGUAGGAGGCACCUUGACAGGCAAAGUCUACUUGAUGUUGAUCGGCAAUAAAAAAUACAAAAUUUUAAAAUUACAUUACCUGGUACCUUAAAAAAUAUUGCAUUGGUUUUUUAGUCCUUUUGUUAAUGUACAUAGCCAUUCCGACACUAAUGAAACAGGGUGCAAAGAAAAUCAUUUGCCAUUCGGGCAAGCUGAAGUUAGCAUUUACUAGCCCAGACGUCAUUUCAACUAGCCCCAAAAGCUUUUCGUCGAGCACAAUUGAUUUCACACUUCUUCUGUUAUUCGAAUUCCUCAAAGAAGAUCACUUGCCCGUCGGGCAAGUUUAAAAACAGAUUUCACUAGCCCGAUAGCAAAAUCCACUAGCCCCGGGCUAUCGGACACUACUUUCUUUGCACGCUGUGAAAUGUCUUUUCCUGUAAACAUUUCCUUCUCAUAGAUGUCAUGGAACAAUAUUGUUAGACACCAUGCAGAUUGUAUAAUGAAAUUUAACUUCAGACACACCCAUUCAAAUUCUCUCUCUUACCCAUCCCCCCCCCCCCCAGAAAUGCCUUAAAGAUCAUAUUCCCUACUCCAACCCCCCCCACCCCUGUGGAGCAUAUAAGUUGUUGAAACAGUGUACAAAGAAAGUAGUGUCCGAUAGCCCAGGGCUAGUGGAUUUUGCUAUUGGGCUAGUGAAUUCUGUUCUUAACUUGCCCAACGGGCAAGUGAAGUAUUUUGAGGAAUUCAACUUACAGAAGAAGUGUGAAGUCAAUUCUGCCCAUCAAAAAAUUUGGGGGCUAGUUGAAAUGACGCUCGGGCAUGUAAAUGCUAGCUUCAGCUUGCCCGACUGGCAGGCUGUAAAAAUGACUUUCUUUGCAUCCUGUGAAGUUUUAAAUUGAUUGGCAAAUGACACCAUAUUCAUCCAAGAUUAUAUUUAAACUUAAAGUCAAGUGACAAAUAAUCUUGCAUAACUUUGUCCUUAGCACAGUUAUGGCAUGUAGGUGACCACCAAAAACCUGCUUUCGUAGUAUUAGGUGCUAGGAGGGAAAUCCUACAAAAGUAUGAAUUAUUUAGUUAUUAACUGUUUAAAAAAAGGGAUAAUAGGCAGAUUUCAUGAAACAAAUUUCACAAUACAUGUAAUUCGUAAUCAAAAUUCUCAGUGAAUUUCUCAUUUUUGAGUAGCAAUCACUCAUUUUUAUCUUUUCUGUGCUGUGAUCUUUUUAAUCUAUUAUUUUAUAUUAAAGAUCCAGAAGGUUUAUCUGUAACUAUUCUGGUUUUAGGGUGAAAAACAAGAUUUUUUUAUCAGCUUGAUAGAGACAAAAAAUUGUCUUGUUGUUCUAGCUUGCUUUCCUCAUUUGAUUUUUUCAUUAAUGCCUGUCCCCUGUUUGUAACUUGUGUCAGGACCUUACAUUUCCCUCUACAGUAAAUGUAUUAUUAUUUUAUCAAUUUGCAUUAAUAUAAAAUGUGAUCACUGAUUUUGGAAUGCAUAUUGUGCAGAUAACAUGGCAGAAAUUGUCACACCUGCUUGUGGCGCAGGGGAGGCAACUGGAAAUACGGAUAUGGACAAAAAUGGCAAGUAGCUUUAAAUAAAUUUAGCAUUCUUAAUUAAUCAGCCUGUUUCAAGAUCAUGCUUGCCAAUUCCCUACUCCAGAAACUAAGGAGUGUAAGGAGAAGGGGUACAAGUUUUUAGUGCAACAAUUUUUGGAAAUCCCAGACUGUAUUCAAAGCUAGUACUCAUUCUCCCUUUAGUUUCUUGAGUGGGAACUUUUACUAAUACACUGGCUUGGGCAGUGGCUGAUCUUGUUGACAGGCCAAACAAGUUUUAGCUCAGUCUAGGCUAGUUUCUGACCAGUCAAAAAUGACCAAGAAUCAAGGCAAAAUUUUAAACUCAGCCCCGCUGGCUCGUUUCUGCAUGACCAGGCAAAAUGUUUAAAAGUGGCAAACUGCUAAUUGGCUUUCAAAAAGCUCCAGAACAAGAUUGUCUUAUCUUCUAAUUUGUAACCGCAAGCAGCUACAAUUAAUAUUGUUUAAAUUAACCGUUUUUGUAAUUAUUUACAGAAUUUAUGUGAAUAAGUUUAUACACAGUUAGUUUUGGGAGGACCGAAAGGGGCGGCGGAAAUCAAUCCUAUCCAAUGUGGGGGUUAAAUAUUUCCUUGAGAUCAUUGUUGAUCAGGUCUCCUCUCUGCUGUAGGGCCACCAAAUAGCAGGGAAUGUUUCUCUGCAUCUGUUCAGUUCAAAUCCUCUUCUGCCACCCAUGCUAUUGAACACCUUACAGGAGCACUAGAGGUAUAUGUUGAUGAAACUACAUAUCAGAUAGUAGAGGAAUUAGGCACAAGGCAGGCGUUUGGAUCAUUAACCAACCCAGGUUACUCAACUGCUGUCAUGGAACAAGGGGUGGGAAGUUCUGAUCCUCCUGUAGUACAACAGAACAACACAAUGGAAAGGCAAGACUGUACUGUAAUGGACAUGGAUGACUCAAAUGAGUUUUUGCAACAAGGUCCUUCCAGUAAUAAUCUGUUAGUAGUGCAUCAGAGCACAGCAGAUAGCCAGGCCUUUGCUGCCAUCAAUACAGAACGGUCAACUGCUGUCAUGCAUAUACAACAAGAAUCAGCCAUUAAUGAGUCAGCUAUUGAACAUCGAACAGAACAAGUAGAAACAGUAACUUAUCAGAUCUUGGAGCAAGGCACAUUGAGAGCUAGAAACAAACUCAUCGACAGCAAUGGCUACACUUACAACAUCAGAACUCAUUCUAAAGCAGCUACAUAUUGGCAGUGCUCUGUAAGACCUAAAGUAAAUCGUUGUAAAGCUUCUGUGGUACAGCGUGGUGAUUCAUUCUGCCUCGGAAAAAGUGGCCACAAUCAUGCUCCCAAGACUGUAUUAAAUGCUCGCACAAGAAUUUCAGCAAGGGUGAAACAGCAGGCAGUAAAUAAUCCACUUAAAUCGACAAACGCCAUUGUGAACGAGGUAUGCUUAGUACCACGUAGUAACACUCAAAGUUCUUGUGAGCAUUCAAAAUAAAAUGAAUGAAUGAAUGAAUGAAUGAAUGAGCCACGACCACCUCAGAAAUCUUUUAAGGGGGUCGCAACUACAUGUAGAGCUGGCGGUUAAGUUUUUUCUGAAGGUGGAUGGUGCUAUCCAUUGCAAUUACUUAGUCUCGCUAACAAUUAUUAAAGUACUAUCAGUCUAUCCAGCUUUUGAACCCGUUGUGGGUACUCCAGCGACCUAUCACUGGGAUAGGCAUGUGCUGCCCAGGUUAUUAAACCCCGACCCUAUUUUAAGGUAAGGAAAACGACUUUUGACAUCCUGUUUUAUACUCAACCUGAGAAAAGACUCCGAAUUCAAGGGAAAAACAAAGGAUAUAAAUUAAAUGGCAACACACAAACCUUCGUUCAACAGAUGAUUUUUUCUCUUGUGGCUGGGUAUUUACGCCCUGCCCCUGAAUUUUGUCGAAGGAUAACACUGGGAACAAAACACCAAUAAGGGCAAAAAUGAUACCGUACUGAAGGUUCAAGACCCUGUAAAACCAUACGCUACAGUGUAGGCCAUUUGCACGACGGCAUAAUUUUACUACUAAUACGGAACUACUACUGCUGCUACUACUGCUACUAUAAAAAUGAAUGAAAAAGCGAAAUGAAUUCUGGUCUUAGUUAGUAAAAAGACGUCAUCAUAUGGCCCAUUGUUAGGACCACUCAGAUCAAAAAGGAUAAUCUGACUUCCUUUAGGUGAGUCGACUUGAGCUCGAAACGCCCCGACUUUGUUCUGACAAUUCGUGUGCACAAGUACCUCGUUUAAAUAAUAGAAGGAGUUCCGGCGCUUGGUAUUCUUAUUGGGGUUAGAUUUUUGCGAUUUUUUGGCUGUAUUAAAGAGUAGCCUUUUCUCAAGCCUUAGAUGAAACGUUUUGUUUUGCUGGCAUCAAAUAAUAAUGUCAGAAUCUUUCUCUUAAUUAUUCAAAAGGUUCUUCUAGAAGAGUUUGGUGGUUCGCCAGCCCCUGAUUUUGUAAAGCCAGCGAGUCUUGCAAGGAAUGCAAACAGAGCACGUCACUCGUUAGGACCUCGAGAUCCUAACAACCACGCGUUUAUAUUGGAUGAGGAUCACUUACCAGUGGGGUUCCUGCGGAAAGACAUCGUGAAGCAAGGGAGGCGGUAUCUUUUAUUUGCAACCGAGGAACAAAUACGACUCUUGAGUAAAGCAAAGAGUUGGUAUAUAGAUGAAACAAACAAAUUUUGCCAAGAGCCAUUUAAGAAGCUUUUAACAAUCAGCGCCUUUGUAGCUCUUGAUUAUGAUGCCAAACAAGUGCCGCUGGUGUUUGCUUUGAUGUCUGGCAGUGAAAGAAAGGACUACCGUAAGGUAUAAUUGUAGGGAGUUCACUGACAUGCCACGACGGCGACGGCAACAAGAGCGUCAAAAAAGCAAUAGACUGAAUAGGCAAAACAACAACUCUGCAUCUGCGGCACGCUUUCUUAUACAUUUCUGUGUCGACACUACACAACUUCGACAUGAAAAUGCCUAAUUUCACGUUUUAUGGUGCAGGAGAAUUAACGACAACGAAAAUUUCUUUCUCUUUCUGAACUCGGAUAUUGUUCUUCGAAAUUCAGCUCCAAAAGAAUUCUCUUGCGUUUUAAAAAGUAAGCGAGUUGGAAUAAUCGUGAUAGAGAUUCAAAGAACGCGAGUUCACUGAUUUUUAAGCGACGUUUUUGCCGCCGUCGCCGUCUUGGUGUAGGGACAGCACGGCCGAGUGCCUUUUUUUUCAGAUUUCAGGUUCUGUUUUAAAGGGGCAAUGUCGCUAGAAUUAUCUCAUGAUUUCAUGUGAACUUAUAUUUUCUUGUGUACAACUUGCAUUGGCUUAGACAGCAAAGCAAAGACAUCAACAUCAUCCAAGAUGCACGCAUGUUAUCGCCCGAGUGGGUUUUCAAGUAGCACAAAACCAUUAACGUUAAUGACUGUUAAAGAGUUGUCGAGAUUUUCUGUCAAAAUGCGCGCAUGUUAUUGAGUUUUCAAGUAGCACGAAACCAUUAACAAUAAUGACUCUUAAAGCGUUGUCGAGAUUUCGUCGAUUUAAAAACGAAUGAAUUGAUGUUAAUUAAUUGGGGUGGGGGUGCAGAUUUCUAAAUCUAGGCCGACAGCUGCAUAUAUUGUCAGCCCACCUUCAGCUGGACUUAGCAUAGCUAACAACCGAAGUUUCCUUUAUCUAUUAAAAUACGAUUACUAAAAUUUGUUAACAGUUUUUGCCGCGCUAUUACAAAAAUCACAAAUUAUAGGUUACAUUGGAGUCUUCUACGUAUUUUAUAUAAACAAAAUAAAACGGAAGUGGUUUGAUUUUCAGUCUUUUUAUACAGCUAAUUCUGCCUUCCUUUUCACUUUUCUAGGUUAUAAAGAAAAUCCUGGCUUUACUGCCCUGCGCACCAUCCGUACGGGAAGUUACUCUGUUCUUUGAUGAGGUUUUGUGGGCUGUGUUACGUCGUGCCCUUCCUGAUGCAAAUAUUAGGGGAUGUGUUUUAUACUGGAUGAAGCUUGCGUGGAAAGCAGUAAGUGUGGAAUUUAAAACGAAUCAAACCUCAAACUCUCUACUGAUUGGUUUUUCAGAAUCCUUUUUUCUUAGUUCCAAAAGCUUUGGGCUGAGUUUAACCCGCGUUUAACAAAAUUACGUUUUAUGCCCUUUUAGUGUGCCGAACGCUUUUAUGUAAACACCAUUUAUCGUGAACAAUUUCAUGAAAGCAUAUGGCGUGGACUUGAAAAGCAUUUGUCUUCUUAAAAUAACCCACUGAGGAAGAUAUCUGGAGGUUCAAAGAUUUGCUAAACCGUGGUCUAAGUUAGACUUCGUUUAAUAAAUAACCGACAGAUUUGAAAGCUUUCGGUUUAUAUAAUUCACAGGUUGAAGUGCAUGUAGGUUCUUUCUUUGCGGAUUUAGAAGCUUUAGGUAAUUUUCUUUGCAGAUCCAGGAGCUUAAGCUGCAGACUAAGUACCAGAAUGACAACGAAACCAACCUCUUUCUUCGCAAAGUAAUGGCUUUACCGUUCUUACCAGAAGAAGAGAUUCAACCAAUGUUUGUUCGGCUGUGGGUGCAAGCGUCUACUGCACCUCUACAGCUUUUCAUUCAGUAUAUUUCAACGGCUUGGAUAUACAACACAACCUGGCCGCCAUCAACUUGGAGCGUGUUCAACUCUGCAGUCCGUACACACAAAGAUGCAGAUAGAUGCCAUCCUUCGUCAGGCAAGAAUCCGAUGCCUUUGUAUCUUCUCGUCAACUUUUUAUACCAACAAGCAAGUGAGCUUACCCCUCUACAGUUUAAACCGCUUUCAGAAAAGAAACUAAAAAAGAUGAGAGUCACACUUAGCAGCCACCCGGCGGCAAAGUUCUUUCAUCAUUGGGAAGAGUACACUAACAAAAUGAAGUCAGCGGCGCAGCUGCUUAAGGCAUGCUCGGAUGUUACUGGGUUAAUUUCAUUGAAAUAGAACAGUUUGAUAAGUACUGUAUUUUAUCUUUAGGUUUGGUAACUUAUUGUUAGAUUUAACAUUUUCUAUGUGGAGAAAAUUACUAAGGGAUUAUCAAAAAUGAGCAAAGUGCAAGUGCGUACUUUUUUAAGUGGGAACAAAGGAGAUUCGACUUAUUUUGCGUUUGUGCGAGUAAUAGUUGUCCACUUUUUGCAGCAGCUAGAAACUUAAAGUUGAAAAACACUGGCGCCAUUUUUUAAACGUAACCAAUGGGUGUCAGUUGAACACUAACUCCGAGUCGGAGUCGACGGCUGUUAGCUCUUCGGUCUUAUUUUGGGUUUUGUGCUCUUUGUUUUAUUUACUUUUUAACCGAACUAUUCGAACUGUUUAACCUUUUAGGAAAUGUACAACAUUGUUGAUGAUUUACCCGCCUGAGACAAGCAUUUGGCCUCUGAUCUUGCUUCGAAUGUCAACUGUCCAAUCGGUCAAUUGCCUACAAUUUCUGCAGACUGUCAGAAAACAUACUGUCCACUUGAAUCAGUGCAAACUAGGGCUGCUUACCGCAUUUCCAAAUCUCUUGAUACUUGAUAGUGACAAAUUAAUAUUUUUAACUGAAAUACGCCAUUCGAACCUCUUUAUGAUUACCAUUUAGAGGUGAGGUAUUAAAAUAAAACUCUGACUAUUUAAAGGGCACUAACCACACUAGUUUGGGGGAUAUUCUCAUUUUGGCCACCCAGCAAUUUCGCUAUUUUCGAUGGUU